This is a messenger RNA of Ornithodoros turicata, 2640 nucleotides long. RefSeq lists its product as uncharacterized. NCBI's taxonomy places the organism in Eukaryota, Metazoa, Arthropoda, Arachnida, Ixodida, Argasidae. Bases 847 to 2493 code for a protein of 548 amino acids. The record is from RefSeq and is a predicted model, not a curated record. The transcript has 3 exons.
UUCGCUCUAUCUCUGUUUUAAAACGGAAAAAACCGAAGUUAUUGCUUAGUUAAGUGCCAAGGUAGCGGACGCUAAUGUACAUAUUACGCCGUUCUCGAUCUCGUAGCGACGUAACACCGGUGGCAUUUGCUACGAAACCACGCUGCAUUAGCUACGGUUGUUUAUAAUCUGUGAACAUGGGAUGGGAAAGUGCAAAUGUGGUUCAAUAAUGACGGUGGUGUUCGUUGGAAAAAACAAACGCGCGGUUCGCUAUGCUCGCUUGUCUUGAGAAGACCUCAUCUGUUUCGAGUGAAAUCAACUAAAAAGGGAUUAUAGUUGAACAUCUGAAGGGAGAUUUAUUAAUUGUACAUACUGUUGUGACCCGUCACAGCGGGAUGUAGACAUUCGUUGAUGUAGAGUUCGAGAACUCAAGGCAACUAUUUUAUGUACUUCUGUGUUGCGAAUGAUGUCACCGUCAGGCAUUGCUCGUUGGAACUAACCAAGAAGCAAGUAUCAACUUUGUGUGAUACUGCACAAUGCAAUAAUGUGCAAUGCAAUAAUGUAUUACAGUACCGCCUGCUUUACCGGAAGCACAAGUGCAACAAAGCUGUUGUGUAUCAACUGCAAAUGUUUGCACUUCCUGCGAGCCAUUAUUAAGCUCCGUUUGACUUUGCUUGUGUGUGUCUGCCUGUGUCGUGUGCUCCUUUUUUUUGCUUCAUUUGAAAGGAGAUAUUUCCUCAGCAUCUGGCUGAUGCAACACUUUCAAAGUUCUGGCUCUUCUCUCAAAAAUCUGUGUCUCAUCAUGAGCACUUUCAAUGUUUACAACCGCACGUUGAAGUACUAAAACUGUUUUUUUCUUCCUUAGCAAUGCCGUCAACGACUUCUCAUGGAUGCCAUUGUUGUAUCCCAAGCUGCAAGCACGUUCAGCUGCGCAACAGGGAUGUGUCCUACCACUCUUUCCCGAAAGAUCCUAGCCUCCGUGAGCAAUGGGUUCAAGCCAUCAUUCAAAACACAGCUUUGCCAGAACUGUGGCAGCCUAAGCCCAGCCAUAAGAUAUGUGGUGCACACUUCAAUGUCUGCGGGAAGAAACAAUACAUGGACAAGGUGCCACGGCUCCUGAAGCCUGGCACAUUCAUUCAGACAUGUCCAUCUCAAGUUGCCCAGUCUUCCCCUCUGGAUGUGUCUGUGGAGGUUACUGUGGAAACCUCCUUCGAGGAAGUGUCCAGCAUGAGUCUUGAAGAAGAUGUAUUGUCCUCUGAGUCUGAACACUUCCUAAGUCAGUCUGACUUUGUUGAUGAGACAGAAGGAUCUGAACAAUGCAGUAAACUCGAACAGCUCUCAAGAGAGAAUGAGGAACUUCGAAGUAUUAACUUGUGUCUUCUUCAAGAGAAAGCAGACCUCCAGAAAAGCAUUGCAGAACUCCACGGAACAAAUGCAGCUAACAGGAAGGAACUGCAAGAUUUGCGUCAGAAGCUUUCUGCUGCAGAGGAGCAGUUUUUGAAGGAGCAACAAGCACUCUCAUCACAAGUUCUUGAUCUUGAGAGAAAACUGGUUGAGAAAGAAGCUAAUCAGGAGAGGUUGAACCCAACACCACUAAGCAUUGCCAGAGAUACUGAGAAAUUGCAGUUCUACACUGGGUUUAAAACAGUUGAGCGUUUCAAGAGAUUUUAUGAAUUUGUUCAUUUGGGCUAUGAGAACUAUAGGAAGACGUGCAGUCAAGGAUCAACGAAGAGUGGGAGACCACAAAGGUUUAAUUUGGAAGAGCAGUUGAUUCUUGUGUUAAUCCGAUUAAGAGUCGGUCUGCUUGAGAGAGACUUGGCUUACAGGUACUGCACAAGUCGUGCAUACAUUAGUGAAAUGCUCUCCUUUUGGACCGAGUUUUUAAGCGAGUACCUCAGCAGAACGCCAAUAUGGCCAUCUCGAGAAACGGUCAAUGACUUCAUGCCGCCUGUGUUCAAGGAAUCCUAUCCAUCAACAAGAGUGAUACUGGACUGCACUGAACUCUACAUCGAAACUCCAAGUGACUUUCGUGUUCAAAGUGACACCUACUCUGUUUACAAGAGUCACAAUACAGCAAAGGGGCUCAUUGGAAUAGCUCCCAAUGGUUUUGUCACUUUUGUUAGCAAUCUUGCACCUGGCAGAAUUUCAGACAGGGCACUAGUCAAGCAAAGUGGUCUUUAUGAUUUACUCGAGGAGGGAGAUUCAGUGAUGGCUGACAGAGGCUUCAUCAUUGCGGAGGACCUGGCCACACUGAAGGUCGACCUCAACAUUCCACCAUUUUUAAAUGGUGCUCCUCAGCUCUCAGUUGCAGAUGAACUUAGAACAAGAAGCAUUGCGAAGGCACGUAUUCAUGUCGAACGUGUUAUUCGACAGGUGAAAACAUUCCGGAUUUUGAAGUACGUUUUUCACAACUCAAUGGCAAAGCUGCUAAACCCAGUGUGGAAAACUUGUGCAUUGUUGUGUAAUUUUAUUGACAAUCCGCUUCUUAAUAGAGGGUGUGAAGGUCAGGAAUGAGAGUGCCUUGUCAAGCUAAUAGAGUUCUUGUACAAUAUUGGUUUAACGCGCGUGCCAGCAAGGACGUGAGUACUGUGAUUAGUCGUUUUGUGUGUGUGUGUGUGUGUGUGUUAUUUCCAGUCGCAGAUAAAAAGGCUUGUGAAUUAC